AUGGCAUUAAUAGUAUAUGUUGAUGAUGUACUGUUAGCCAGUAAUAGUUUACAAGAUAUUGAUCUGUUAAAGAAAUUUCUGGAUGAUCAAUUUACAAUUAAAGAUUUGGGGCCAUUGAAAUAUUUUCUUGGACUAGAGGUAGCAAGAUCUCACACUGGGAUCUCUCUUUGCCAACGAAAAUAUGCACUAGACAUACUACAAGAUACUGGCCUCAUUGGUUCCAAACCUGCAGCAUUUCCUAUGGAAUCAAAUCUUAAACUAACUAUUGAUGAUUCAGAACCAUAUGAAGAUCCUUCGGCUUAUAGAAAACUGGUUGGCAGAUUGCUAUACUUAACAAUUACCAGACCAGAUCUUGCCUAUUCUGUCCAAGUUUUGAGCCAAUUUUUGGCAAAACCGACAGUUAAUCACCACAAAGCAGCAGUGAGGGUCCUCAGAUACUUAAAGGCUACUCCUGGACAAGGUUUAUUUUUUCCUUCAACUUCAGAACUUCAGUUGAAAGCUUUCUCAGAUAGUGACUGGGCAGGCUGCAUUGAUAGCAAGAAAAGCAUAACUGGUUUUGCAGUCUUCUUAGGAAAUUCUCUAAUCUCAUGGAAGUCUAAAAAGCAGGCCACCAUUAGUCGAUCCUCUGCUGAAGCAGAGUACAGAGCUCUUGCAACUACAACUUGUGAGAUACAAUGGUUAAUCUAUGCACUACAAGACUUACAAAUUGAUCACUCUCAGCCAACACUCUUGUAUACAGACAGCAAAUCUGCUAUGGCCAUUGCCACAAACCCAGUACAACAUGAGAGAACCAAGCACAUACAAAUUGAUUGCCAUUUAGUUCGAGAGAAGCUGCAGGAAAAGCUCAUCAAGUUAUUUUAUAUUCCCUCUCGGCUACAGUUGGCAGACAUACUUACAAAGCCACUUGGAUCAUUGCCUUUUCACCAUGUCCUUCGCAAGAUGAACAUUCUUAACAUUCAUGUUCACCUUGAGGGGGGGUGUUGGAGUCUUGCAUUACAUAUGAUAAUAUGGAAUUAA
Molecule: messenger RNA, 1017 nt
Organism: Juglans microcarpa x Juglans regia
Lineage: Eukaryota; Viridiplantae; Streptophyta; Magnoliopsida; Fagales; Juglandaceae
Exons: 1
Coding region: 1-1017 (338 amino acids)
Source: RefSeq, a predicted model, not a curated record